AACAGUUUAUGCUGUCCGUUCCCCUCCCUCUCCCUCUCUCUCUACGUGAGAGAAAAGAACGCAGACGAGACAGAACAGAAGAGAAGAAACGAAACGUUCGUCAUCAUUACUGUCGAGCAUUGCCGGGCGAGCAGAGGGACUCUCGACGCUCCCCCACCCCCAAUUGACUCGUUCCCCCCUACGGAGCAGCGCCUACGCCUACGCCGGCCGCUGCAUUAUUAUUAUUCUGCUGAUUUACUUCUUAUUUGAACUUCCCUGUGACUGCCGGAAAUAAUGGGCCAGACUUUAUCAGAGCCCGUGGUCGAGAAGGUGAGUAACUGAAUCGAAAUGACUUCCUUCGCCCACCCCACCCUUACGCAACUGCGAAUUCUUCUGCGCCUAGGCUGUUCACCCCAACUCUCUCACUCUCUCCCAUUGUCCCUGCUUUCGUCCCAUUUGCUUUUUUUAAGAAGAAAAAAAAUUUUUAAAAAAAUAAAAAACAAAACUUCGAUCUUCUGUCGUGACCUUCCGUACCUUGCACUUUCCCCCUCUCCCCACCAUACCCUUGCGAAUCGACAGUUUUUGCCGCCAACAAUAACAGAACAGACCAAUCGUGUCGUGGAAAGCGGCUUCUGGCUGUUUUGUUGAAUGUACUUACCAUUUUUCAUGCGGAAAUACUAACCGUUUGGGACAUGCUUGCCAUUAGACAUCCUCGGAAGGCGAGGAUGAGUGCUGCAUUUAUGGCGUCUCCGCCAUGCAGGGCUGGAGAAUUACUAUGGAAGAUGCCCAUGCCGCUAUCCUAGACCUUCAAGCGAAGGCUGCCGAUGAAACUGCAAAACCUGCAGCUCCAGAUAAGCGUCUCGCGUUCUUUGGAGUAUACGAUGGCCAUGGCGGCGACAAGGUUGCUCUAUUUGCGGGGAAUAACGUCCAUAAAAUUGUGGCAAAGCAAGAAGCAUUUGCAAAAGGUGAUAUUGAGCAGGCUUUGAAGGACGGCUUUUUGGCUACGGAUCGAGCUAUCUUGGAAGACCCAAGAUAUGAGGAGGAAGUGUCUGGCUGCACUGCCUCUGUCGGCGUAAUUUCGAGGGAGAAGAUCUGGGUUGCGAAUGCCGGUGACUCACGCUCUGUGUUGAGCUCCAAGGGCAUCGCAAAGCCCCUCUCUUUUGACCAUAAGCCACAAAAUGACGGAGAGAAAGCUCGUAUCAGUGCCGCGGGUGGUUUCGUUGACUUUGGUCGUGUCAAUGGCAAUCUAGCUUUAUCCCGAGCCAUCGGCGAUUUCGAAUUCAAGAAGAGCCCAGAGCUGUCUCCCGAGCAGCAAAUAGUGACGGCCUUCCCUGACGUGACGGUUCACGAAGUUACCGAAGAUGAUGAAUUUUUGGUAAUCGCCUGUGACGGAAUUUGGGACUGUCAGUCUUCUCAGGCUGUAGUCGAGUUUGUACGACGAGGAAUUGCGGCGAAGCAGGAUCUCUAUCGGAUUUGCGAGAACAUGAUGGACAAUUGUCUCGCAUCAAACAGUGAGACGGGUGGCGUCGGAUGUGACAAUAUGACCAUGAUCAUCGUUGGUCUGUUGAAUGGCAAGACCAAAGACGAGUGGUAUAAUCAGAUCGCUGAGCGAGUUGCUAAGGGCGAUGGCCCUUGUGCUCCACCUGAAUAUGCUGAAUUCCGCGGUCCCGGUAUCCGUAACCAGUUCGAAGAAGGUCCAAGUGACUAUGAGCUAGAAAUUGACCGAACGCGCGGUUUCAGUGUCCGAUCCGGCAGAAUUAUUCUCCUUGGAGAUGGCACCGAGGUGAUCACAGAGCAGAACGACGAUGACUUAUUUGACCAUGCAGAAGAGGACAAGGCACUAGCGAACCAUGUGCAACAGAAUCAGCCUGAGGCUACGAGAAAUGUGCGCGAAGGGACUCCAGCACCGCAAGCGACGGCUUCUGCUUCAUCUCAAGCUGGUCAAACGCCUCAGCCUGAGGCGAAAGUAGCUUCUCCAGCUAAAGCGAACGGCUCAUCCGAGAGCACUGCCGGAGCGUCGGAGAAAUCCACACCUUCGUAGUUGUGGUUCUCAGUUUCCGAUUUCAUUUCCUUUUCUUUGGGGGGUUUUUGAAGAGAUUCGUGCGAUUGCAUGACCCGUUCAUCCAACUACACUAUGCUCCUCUUUUACUUCUCAACUUUUCAUUAUAUCACUGGGAUGGUGGAUAAGGGAGGACAGUCUUCCCUUGCCUGUAUGACUUGCUGGGUGAAGUAGGCGCGGAAUGCUGUCGGCCAUGGCGGUUUCCAAGCAGCCCUCACGAGAAUACGUCUGUUUUCUGUUUUUUUUUUUUUUUCUUUCUUUCUUCCCCCUUCCCUUUUUAUACCUCCUGGGCCAUGAUACCGACAGCGCAAGGGGCUCUCCAUCACCUUCUAUUUCAAUUUCCGCGAUUCCUCUUCUCCGUUUCCCCUUUAUAUCACAUCCUUCCGACAUCUGCAGGGCUGCGCCAUGGACUGGAUAGCAAGGGGCUUGCCAAUGGGAUUCAUCGAUUCAUCGGUUGUUCAAGCGGUCUCGGAAGAAAGGGAAGGGAGGGACAUGAUCGAUGCUGAUAAUAUUGCACUCAUAAGGCGUAAACGGUACUUCAGUCUACUGAUUCAAGGUUGCUUGUUUUUACUUCCUCUUUUCGCACCUUUUUUAGCCUGGGCUGAAAUGGCAUGAGCCGCUUUUCUUUCCGGCAGUUGAGGCAAUGUUCCGUUAUGAUGGAUGCAAGCGGUGCUCUUUUCGAUUUUUCUUUUUGCUUUCUUUUCGUUCUUUUCCCUUAUUCUUUUCCCGCUCUCCUGGUUUCGCCAUACUUGUAUAGAAAAGAGCCAGCGCAGCAAUCGGCAUGUAGGAUGUGGCAGCUUCGAGUCGCGGAGUAGCACGUGUAACUGUACUGUACUGUACUGUACUGUAUUUCCAGAUACGAUACGAUACGAUACGGGAACAUACUAUCCAUACCAUACGUGGCAUUCUCCCUUAAUUAAAAAGUGGCCCCGUCAAAAACGCUUGAACAU
Molecule: messenger RNA, 2988 nt
Organism: Monascus purpureus
Lineage: Eukaryota; Fungi; Ascomycota; Eurotiomycetes; Eurotiales; Aspergillaceae
Source: the annotation of a GenBank genome assembly